AGAUAAUCGGUGCGAGGGGCAGGAGUCUUAACGUUGGACAAACAGAUAUCGGCAGCUUGCAUGUUGAGAACCAAUGUGCAAAUGAUGUUUUUAACUUUGAAGCUUCCCUUAGAUUUGAAUUAGGAGGGAAAUAGAAACAGCAUAGCAAGACCCAAGCAAUUUGAAAGCUAUUAGAACUCUGCCACAGUCUAGAUGUUGCCAUAACGAGUUCACUCCACGUUGAUGUAGUGCAGAAUUUACUUAUAAUUUUUACAUUGGCUACAGUGGAGCUUUAAGAAAUAACCAUAAGAAGCUUGGCCAUUUCCAAUUAAUUCAAUACCUUCAGCAACAUACGUGCGACUUCAAUUAAUGCUCGCUUGUUCCACUCAAGUCAGGGCUGAUCCAACCGCUGAUGAUGCCGACUCCAUACUGAUUCCCCUCUCCCUCUGAUUUGCCUUCCGCCGCCGGCUUCCACGCAGCAAGUAAUUGAGUUGUGACUUUUUAACCUUCUCGCCGUUCACCUUAAUAUCUACUGUGAGUACCAUGCUUUUAUUUACCGACAAAAGAGCUGUUGGACGAUCCCAGUUGAUAGCGUAAUUCUACUGUCUUUCCAAAGACAUGCCAAAGGAAAACGAGUCUUCACCAAAGAACUCAUUAUUAUUGUCAUUGGGAGGUUAAUGUGCCCCCCUAACGCACAUAUAAUCAGCUACAUGACUUUGACUUCUGUCUUACUUGUACUUUAAGACUGAGUAGAUGCAGAAAAAAAAGAAGAAGAAGAAACUAGUUGGAAGUGGGCUCAGAAAAGCAGGUGCGCGUUUACAAAUGAAAUAAAGGGAGAAAGAAGAAUGCGAAUAAAGCAAGGGAACAAAGCCAAGGCAGCCCUUCCAGGAAACGUAUAUAAAAAGAAAUACGACUACUGUCUAUUAUUACCAACUACUAGUACUACUUACUUACUGAUGAGUGUUUUACUCGUUUGACCAAAAAAAAAAAAAAAGUACUGUAGUGUUUUACUCGCUGGCGUCAUCACUCAUCAUCGACUACAAACCUACAUGCGUAGCUGGUGCAGUAAUAAGAAUUACUGCAGUAAGAAUUAGUAAGCCAAAAGUAAUAUUAGACUUCAGGAUCGGGUAGCCCGUCUAUUCUGUACCGUCUCUCGCUCGCCGGUCGCUACUAUUCCAAUUUACACGUAGCAUUCAUACUUCUUCCUUCGCCUGAUCAGUCAUUUAAAAGUCCGCAUUGGUAUUAUCCAAUAAAAGUAGUACAGAACGAUGGCAUCCUGCAGAGCUGCUCGCAGAAAUCAGAGGUGGUGCACCACCCAACCUCUGACCCCUCUCAUGGAAGGCCCCGAUCUCGAAAUGCACCACCACCACUGCCAGUCUGGAAAUAAGAAAGAGACCACCUCCUCCUGGGAAGUGAUUCGGGAAUGGUUUAGAGCACAGAGGAGCUUGGCAGCCGACCCUGCAGGAGGAGGAGGGGGCAGCAGGAGCUUCUCCAUGUCCUCAGCAUACCCUGCCGGCCCAGGCUCAGCGCCGCCCAAUAUUAAUGCGGCCAAGAGGCAAGACUUGAAGCUUUUGCUCGGGGUCUUGGCUUGCCCACUUGGCCCCAUUCCUCUGCCCAUCAACAAUAAUGAAAACGGCAACAACAACAACAACUACCACUCCUACUACGGUCAUCAGAACACCAAUCCAAUUCUUCAUCCUUACAAUCCUACCAUCAUCAAAGACAUUCCCAUUGAGACCUCUACUGCGCAUUACAUUAUUCAACAAUACUUGGCCGCGACGGGAUGCUCCUCGAAAUCCAAGCAGCAGCAGCAACAACAACAGAAAGUCCCCAGAAACAUGUACACGGCCGGCACGGUGAAGAUGAUGUGCUUCCCGACAGAGAUUUCGGGAGGAGGAACAGUGAAGACACUGGGAACGAGGAGUAGCGGGGAGAAGGGAUGCUUCGUGCUGUGGCAGAUGUCGCCGGGAAUGUGGUCGCUGGAGCUGGUGGUUGGGGGUAACAAGGUCCUGGCCGGCAGCGAUUCCAAGAUCGUGUGGAGGCAUACACCCUGGCUGGGCACCCACGCGGCCAAAGGCCCUCAACGUCCCUUACGUCGCAUUAUCCAGGGGUUGGACCCAAAGAGCACGGCGAGUUUGUUUGCCGGCAAAGCACGGUGCUUAGGAGAGAAACGAAUUGGAGAUGAAGAUUGCUUCGUGUUAAAAGUGGCAGCAGAUCGGGCGACGGUGAUGGAAAGGAACGAGGGUCCUGCAGAAGUGAUCAGGCACGUCUUGUACGGCUACUUCAGCCAAAAGAGUGGGCUUCUCAUAUAUCUAGAGGACUCCCACCUGACCAGAGUUUUAGUACAGCGGGAGGAGGAAGAGGAUGAGCAGCAGCCGGCAGGUGGGCGCCGCGAAAAUGGAAGUGAUCAUCCUUCGGUUUCGGGUGCUGUUUACUGGGAGACAACCAUUGGGAGCAGCAUCGGAGACUACAGGGACGUCGACGGCCUCCUCAUUGCCCAUCAAGGCAGGACCGUUGCCACUGUAUUCCGUUUCGGAGAGGUAUCCACACAGCAUUGUAGGACGACCAUGGAAGAGACCUGGGCCAUCCACGACGUCGUUUUUGACGUCCCGGGGCUUUCACCCGACUCCUUCAUCCCUCCUGCCGAUGUAUGGGAUGAUAGCACACAUUAUUCACCGCAUUAAUAGUAAUUUUUUGCCGUGAAAAUGCAUUUUCCUUUCCUGAAUAUAAAUGGUCAUGAUUUGUCCGUAACUUUUUUAACUAA
This is a messenger RNA of Coffea arabica (coffee), 2743 nucleotides long. NCBI's taxonomy places the organism in Eukaryota, Viridiplantae, Streptophyta, Magnoliopsida, Gentianales, Rubiaceae. The record is from RefSeq and is a predicted model, not a curated record.